AUGAUGGCGGCGUCGCUGCUACGCCGGGACAAGAAAUCCACAGCCGCCCAUCUGAAGGCCGACCUCAACCGGACUGACAACAGUUCGGGUGUCCGUCAACUUCAAGAGCUGCUGGAUAGUGUUCUGAACCCAGAAAAGCCAGCGGGAGACACCGAGGCCCUAGACUGGUGCAAAUACCUGCUGGCAGGAGGGGAAGGGUUCGAGGAGUUCUGCAAAACGGUUCGGUCCUAUGACAACGCGACUUUGUGCGGCUUGGUAUGGACGGCCAAUUUCGUGGCGUACCGCUGUCGGACCUGCGGCAUAUCCCCGUGCAUGUCACUCUGCGCCGAGUGUUUUAACAACGGCGAUCACACGGGCCAUGACUUUAAUAUGUUCAGGAGCCAGGCCGGUGGGGCCUGCGAUUGUGGAGACAGUAAUGUCAUGCGUGAAAGUGGGUUUUGCAGGCGGCAUCGAUUAAAAACUGGAGAGAACAUUCCAUCGGUCCCCCGAGACCUGCUGCUGAUGUCAGAGAUGGUUCUCCCUCGAUUCAUCGUCUGCAUCAUUCAGUACUUAAGAGACGGAUAUACUGAACCAGACUCGUCCACAGAGAGGGAUCUUCAGAAGGUCCUGCAGCAGCUGGUGCCCCAGAUCUCCUUCCUGGAAGAGCUAACCAAGAUGGGAGGGGCCAUGCGAACUGUUUUGACGAAGAUCUUAACCAAUCAGCAGACGUUUAAAGACUUGAGCAUGGGACAAGAGGAGAAUGUUUAUGCAAAGAAGAACUAUGACAAGUAUCUGUCGGCCCUGAAGAGCUCUGGCCUGGUGCCUGCAGAGGAGAAGGCCACGGAGCCUGCAGCCGGAGCCGGGCCAGGUGCCCUCAGCCUGCUGGGAGCCGCUGCGGCAGCCAGCCCCGAUGAGUCUGCUAAAGAGGAGGAGCAGGACGGAGGCCAAAGUGUCGGAAAGAGAAAGAGGGUGAAGCUAAGCAGCAGUACCAAAGAUCCAUCCAUAAUGGAUACUCUGAAACACAAAUGCUUUUUAGAGGAGUUGCUGUUUUGGACGAUAAAGUACGAGUUUCCACAGAAGAUGGUAACGUUUUUACUGAACAUGUUGCCAGAUCAAGACUAUAAGAUCGCCUUCACCAAAACGUUCGUCCAGCAUUAUGCAUUCAUCAUGAAGACGCUGAUGAAGAGCCACGAGUCGGACACCAUGUCCAACCGCAUCGUGCACAUCAGCGUGCAGCUGUUCAGCAACGAGGAGCUGGCGCGCCACGUGACCGAGGAGUGCCAGCUGCUGGACGUCAUGGUCACCGUCCUCCUCUACAUGAUGGAGAGUUGCCUUAUCAAAAGCGAACUUCAAGAUGAAGAGAACAGCCGCCACGUGGUGGUUAACUGCGGGGAAGCUCUGCUCAAGAACAACACCUACUGGCCUUUAGUUAGCGAUUUUAUUAAUAUUCUCUCACACCAAAGUGUAGCAAAGAGGUUCCUGGAGGACCACUCCUUGCUCGUGCUGUGGAUGAGCUUUGUGUCCUUCUUUCAAGGAAUGAACUUGAACAAGCGGGAGCUGAACGAACAUGUGGAGUUUGAGUCCCAGACUUACUAUGCAGCCUUUGCAGCGGAGUUAGAGGCCUGCGCGCAGCCCAUGUGGGGCCUCAUCACUCACUGUAAAGUCAAAGAGACCCAGGAGUACACGAAAACAGUGGUGCGGUAUUGCUUGGAGACCCUGGAGCUGUGGUUUGAUGCCAUUGGCUUCGUGGACGAGCCGGCUCCCAAUCAAGUUACCUUUCACCUGCCUCUGCACCGCUACUACGCCAUGUUCCUGAGCAAGGCGGUGAAGUGCCAGGGGCUGGACCUGGACUGCCUCCUCCCGGAUCAGGAGAUGCUCAUGAAGAUCAUGGUCCACCCUCUCCAGAUUCAGGCGAGCCUGUCAGAGAUCCACAGUAACAUGUGGGUGAGGAACGGCCUGCAGAUUAAAGGUCAGGCCAUGACCUACGUGCAGUCUCACUUCUGCAACUCCAUGAUCGACCCCGACAUCUUCCUGCUCCAGGUUUGUGCAUCGAGGCUAGACCCAGACUACUUCAUCUCCUCCCUGUUUGAAAGGUUCAAAGUGGUGGACUUGCUGACCAUGGCGUCUCAGCACCAGAAUGCAUUGCUGGACUCGGAGCAGGAGAGACCCAUGCUGGAAGGAGCCUUAACCUUUCUGGUCAUACUGUCAAGCCUGCGCAUACAUUUAGGCAUGGCUGAUGAUGAGAUCCUCAGAGCAGAGAUGGUAUCCCAGCUGUGUAUGAACGACCGCACCCACAGUUCACUGCUGGACCUCAUCCCCGAAAACCCGAACCCCAAGAGCGGGAUCGUCCCGGGCAGCUGCAGCUUCGAGGAGAUGCUGUCGGCUGUGGCUGACUUCAAAGCCCCGGUGUUCGAACCCGGGGGCUCCAUGCAGCAGGGCAUGUACACUCCUAAAGCCGAAGUUUGGGAGAAGGAGUUCGACCCCAUCAUGGUGAUUCUCAGGACGGUGUACCGCAGAGACGUCCAGUCGGCGAUGGACAGAUACGCGGCGUUUUUGAAACAGUCUGGGAUCCAUUCAGGCAAUCCGUGGCCACCCUACAAAGAGAGGACCCCCCUCCACCCCUGUUACAGAGGCCUUGUCAAGCUGCUGCACUGCAAGACAUUACAUAUCGUUAUCUUCACCCUCCUCUACAAGAUCUCGAUGGAUCACCAGAACAUGUCGGAGCACGUGCUGUGCAUGGUGCUGUACCUGAUCGAGCUGGGCCUGGACAACCCGGUGCAGGAGGAGAAAGAGGAGGAGGGCCCUCGAAUUGAGGAGCACUGUCAGGACAGCUGGUUCCCUGGCACCAGCCUUCUGUCCAACCUGCACCACGUCAUCAACUUUGUCAGGGUCAAGGUGCCUGAGACGGCCCCUGAGGUGAAGAAGGAGACCCCUCCCAGCACCAGCUCCGACGCCUCUACCUUCGGACAGAAUCUGCGGGAGGCGCAGGUGUUCAGCCUGGUGGCGGAGCGCCGGAGGAAGUUCCAGGAGAUCAUCAACCGCAGCAGCGGCGAGGCGGGCCAGUCAGGGGCCGGGACAGGGACGGGGGCGCGGCACAAGCGCCCGCCGUCCCGCUGGGCCCUGCCAGGGGGCGGGGCGCCGUCCUCCCCGGCGACCGAGGUCCUGGAGGUGCGCAAGAGCAUGCUCUCCCUACUCAUCAAGCUGCACCGCAAGCUGUCGGGCCGGCAGAACUCGCUGUCGGCCGAGCGGCUGGACGAGCCGGCGGCCGCCCGCUACGCCCACGGCGAUGGCGUCACCGCCAUCGAGCGCAUCCUGGCCAAGGCCGCCGCGCGGAGCCGGCAGAGCAGACGCAGCAUCCAGGAGAUCUGCGCCGAGGCCUCCCCGCCCGCCCCGCCCAAAAAGAGCAGCCCCGCCGACAAAAAGACCAUGGACAAGGAGGAGAGGCGGCAGAAGGCCAGAGAAAGACAGCAGAAGCUGCUGGCUGAAUUUGCCUCCAGACAGAAGAGUUUCAUGGAAACGGCCAUGGAUGUGGAGUCCCCGGAGGCCGACGUGGCCAUGGACCUGGGCGUGGCCGAGGUGCCGGAGUCGGAGGUUCUGUACGACUGCGUGAUCUGCGGGCAGAGCGGGCCGUCCACCGACGAGCGGCCCACGGGCCUGGUGGUUCUGCUCCAGGCCUCCUCAGUGCUCGGACACCGGUGCCGGAGCGCCCAGGCGAAGAAGCUGCCCACCAGCGACGAGGAGCGCAUCUACCCGGCGGACACGUGCGGAGCCACCCACGACGUCAGGCUCGCCCUCCUGCAGCGCUUCUUCAAGGACAGCUCGUGUCUGCAGUCAGUAUCGAUAGGCUGGGAUGGAGGCGUCUAUGUCCAGACAUGUGGCCACACGCUACACAUAGACUGCCACAAGUCCUACAUGGAGUCUCUACGGAACGACCAGGUGCUCCAGGGCUUCUCCGUGGACAAGGGCGAGUUCACCUGCCCCCUCUGCAGGCAGUUCGCCAACAGCGUGCUGCCCUGUCGCCCGGGGCGAGGGACGGAGACGGGCGCCCGGCACACCCACAGCAGCAAGAACGCCGCGGCGCUCGUCAGGGAGGUGGAGGAGCUGCAGGACCGGCCGGGGCCCUUCCCGACCGAAUCCAACCUGAGCAAGGAGAUGGAGUCUGUGAUCAAGGACAUCAAGAACACCACUCAGAAGAAGUACAUGGACUACGGCAGGAACCCGGGCUCGCCGGACAACGACUUCCUCUUCAUGUACUCCGUGGCCAGGACUAACCUGGAGCUGGAGCUGGUGCACCGUGGAGGAGAUCUGUGCUGUGGAGGAGCCAGCGCUACCGCCAAGCGCUCCUGCCUCAAUCAGCUCUUCCAUGUGCUGGCCAUGCACAUGCGUCUGUACAGCAUCGACUCUGCCUACAACCCCUGGACCCGGCUGACCCAGAUCACCCCCAGCAGAGAUCCAGACCCCUGCGAUGACGAGAGGCCGGAGGUCCCCAUGGUCUUCAGAGACGUCCCGUCCCUGCUGAUCAUCUUCGUGCUGACCAUGCCACAGCCUCUGCGCAAAGAACACUUCACCUGCCUGGUGAAGGUGCUCUACACCCUGCAGUACGUCCAGGCCAUCGCCGCGCUGUCAGUGAAGUUCAGCCCAGAGGAGAGGCAGGCCUGGAACACCUCCGGAGCGCUCAAGAAGAACACCUGCAACGCAGAGAAGUCCUGGGAGGCCCUCUUGAGUCAUGUGAUCAGCGAGCUGUCCAAGGGCAAGAGCGUUUAUGAGGCGGACGCAGAAGAGGUGUCAAUGCUGAGCUCCAGUGUCUGGUCUCCUCAGUCCAUCGAGUUCAGCCUGCAGCAGUUCUGCUUGCCUUUCCUGCGCCUCUCCAGCCUGCUGCAGCACCACCUGUACGGGGACGACCUGCCAGGCUGCCCGAGGGAAGAGGAGUUCUCCGUCCUGGCCAGUGGGCUGGGACUGCUGCCGCAAUCCCAGCAGCCACCCUGCAGCCCCUUCACCAGCGCGCGGUGUCUGGAGUGGGUGGUCUGCCCCUUCGAGCUGACCUCCCAGUGGUGCGCCGAGGUCACGGGCGUCACCGAAAUGCAGGCGGAGCAGACACUGACCCUGCUCGUCCAGGACCCGCAGUGGGCGGCGCCCCACCUGCUCCAGCUGCCGGAUAACUACAACACCAUCUUCCAGUACUACCACAGGAAGGCCUGCACGGCCUGCAACAAGGUGCCCAAGGACCCCGCCCUCUGCCUGGUGUGCGGCACCUUCGUCUGCCUCAAGGGCCUCUGCUGCAAGCAGCACAGCUACUGUGAAUGUGUUUUGCACUCCCAGCACUGUGGAGCAGCGACAGGGAUCUUCCUCCUGAUCAACGCCUCCGUUAUCAUCAUCAUCCGAGGCCACCGCUUCUGCCUGUGGGGCUCCGUCUACCUGGACGCUCACGGAGAGGAGGACCGAGAUCUCCGCCGUGGCAAGCCUCUGUUCCUGUGCGAGGAGCGCUACCGGGUCUUGGAGCAGCAGUGGGUGUCCCACACCUUCGACCACAUCAACAAGCGCUGGGGGCCCCACUACAAUGGACUGUAACGUACCCCCUCCGCCCACACACCCCACGUGUCGAGGGGGGGGACCCCGAAAUCACACCGGCUCACGUGUCAGCCAGCCUCCGGGAAUCCGGCCUGGUAAUCUGUCACGCGAUUAAAGUACAAACACAGACACGCACUGGAGGAGCUGCCGGCACGGCCGAGAUUCAUGUGAAAUUUGGUGUACAAUCAUGCCUGAAGACUAACAGUGUGUUUCAUGAAUAUAUCAUUUAAAGUGUAUAUUUCGAAAGGGGAAGUUUGUAAAGCUGAGCGCUUUGGAAAGCUGAAAGCACAAGCCAUGGGGGCCGACGUGUUGGAAGAAGGGAUCCUGAAAAGCGAGAGGUGUCACUCCACUCAGAACAGUGCUCUGGAGAUACCAACACCUUGAGAGCAGAGAAUUCCCCCCGCUAGGUAUGUGUUCACUCGAGGACGUCCUUAAGAAGUCCGAAAGCUGUGUCAGCAGCUGUUUGAAUUGGACGGACGACAGCAGUUUUCCCAAAAGGUGUUCAUCAGUCAAAGAACACCUAGAAGUGGCUGGGCUCCCUGUAUGUACCGGAUGACAAUACUAUGGCAUAAUCAUAAUGAUAAUAACAAGCACGAUAAACCCCUUUGACAAAUAUGGUUAAAGGAGUGGUAUACAUAUUUUGCCACCAUGAAUAAGUUGACACAUAUCCCUCCUCUUUCAUAUUACAGGCUUGUAACGUUUUCUUCCCCAGACCUUUCUGUAGAUUUGUAUAGUGCUGUACCCGUAAACCGUGUUGCAGAAGCGUGUCUGUAAAGUAAGCUUAGGCAAUACAGUUCCCGCUCAUCAAUGCAGAAUCCACUGCAAGUAAACAGAAGCUCCACUCUAAGGUCUAGUUGCAAUUCAUCCUCAGGAAUGAUUUUUUUUUCUUUUUUUUUUUGCUGUAGAUUAAAAUUAAAAUGUUAAUAUUUACAUACA
Megalops cyprinoides (Indo-Pacific tarpon) is the source of this 6483-nucleotide messenger RNA. RefSeq names its product ubiquitin protein ligase E3 component n-recognin 3 (gene ubr3). The coding region runs from base 1 to 5547 and encodes 1848 amino acids. Gene Ontology annotation, biological process: protein ubiquitination; ubiquitin-dependent protein catabolic process via the N-end rule pathway. Gene Ontology annotation, molecular function: zinc ion binding; ubiquitin protein ligase activity. Gene Ontology annotation, cellular component: cytoplasm; ubiquitin ligase complex. The record is from RefSeq and is a predicted model, not a curated record. NCBI's taxonomy places the organism in Eukaryota, Metazoa, Chordata, Actinopteri, Elopiformes, Megalopidae. The transcript is spliced from 39 exons.